AUGGGUUUGAGCCGAUACAUCAGCCGACGAUAUCAUUGGCUUGCACAGUAUCUUGCGUUGCUGUUCUGCUUGUAUUUAGUGUAUAUAUAUGUAUCGCCGCCAGAGCAGCAGCAGAUAAAAGCGCCGCUGGACGACAGUGUGAUAUUUGAUCCGCAAAAUUCAGAAGAACAUUCAAACGACGGCGAAAAAUCGGGAAAAGCAUUAGACCCGUUGGAAAAAUAUCGCGGGCAGCCGAAAAUUAAAUGGGAAGAUGAAGCGGCUUAUGAGCGCGAGAAGAGUCGAACGGGUCCCGGUGAAUGGGGAGCGCCGGUGAAGCUGCCGAAUGACAAGGAGAUUGAGAAAGAAGCGCUUGCUCUUUAUAAAGCGAAUGGCUACAAUGCGUAUAUAUCGGAUUUGAUUUCUGUGAAUCGAUCGAUUAAAGAUAUUCGCCAUCCGAAAUGCAAACAAAUGACGUACUCCAGCAAAUUGCCGACGGUUUCUGUCAUUUUUCCAUUUCAUGAGGAGCAUAACUCGACACUUCUGAGAUCGGUUUAUAGUAUUAUCAAUCGAUCGCCGCCGGAGAUUCUCAAGGAAAUCAUUCUUGUCGAUGAUUUUAGCGAGAAGCCGGCAUUGAAAAAACCGUUUGAGGAUUUGCUUAAAAGGAAUGGAAUCGAUCAUAUUGUUAAAAUGAUUCGAACGAAAAAGAGGGAGGGAUUGAUUCGAGCGAGGCAGAUCGGCGCCGAGAACGCGGUUGGAGAGAUUCUCAUAUUCCUUGACGCGCAUUCUGAAGCGAACUAUAAUUGGCUUCCGCCGCUUCUUGAUCCUAUCGCUGAAGAUUAUAGAACCGUCGUUUGCCCAUUCGUUGAUGUCAUCGACUGCGAGACGUACGAGAUUCGGCCGCAAGACGAAGGAGCACGAGGCUCAUUUGAUUGGGCGUUCAAUUACAAGCGAUUGCCACUUCGAAAGGCUGACAAGCAGAAUCCGACGGUGCCGUUUCCAUCGCCGGUGAUGGCCGGAGGCUAUUUUGCGAUAUCGGCGAAAUGGUUUUGGGAGCUUGGAGGCUACGACGAAGGUUUGGAUAUUUGGGGCGGUGAGCAGUACGAGUUGAGCUUCAAAGUUUGGCAAUGUCACGGACGAAUGGUGGACGCGCCGUGCUCGCGCGUCGCCCAUAUCUAUCGAUGCAAAUAUAUGCCGUUCAAAAACGCCGGCAUGGGCGAUUUUGUGUCGAGGAACUACAAGAGAGUCGCCGAGGUUUGGAUGGAUGAGUAUAAGGAGAUUCUGUACAAACAUCGGCCAGGAGUCGGCAAUGCGAAUGAAGGUGACUUAUCGCGAAUGAAAGAGAUCCGCAAGAAGCUCAAGUGUAAAUCUUUUGAUUGGUUCAUGAAGGAGGUGGCGUUCGAUCAGGACAAAUAUUAUCCGGCGGUUGAGCCGAAGGCAUCGGCUCAGGGUGAGAUUCGGCAUGUCGCCUCGAAAUUGUGCAUCGACACGCAGUUCAAAGAGCAGAACCAGAGGUUUGGUCUGAAGAAGUGCAUUUCGGAUGAUAAGGAUAUCGGUGGAGAACAGGACCUCCGAUUGACGCGUUGGCAUGAUAUUCGGCCGAAGGACCGAAAGAUUUGUUUCGACGUUUCGGCGAGCAACGAUCGGGCUCCGAUUAUCUUGUUUGAUUGCCACUCGAUGAAGGGCAACCAGUUGUUCAAAUAUCGAUUGCCGCAGAAGCAGAUUUACCAUCCGAUUUCUGGGCAAUGCUUGGCUGCGGAUGCGAAUGGCCAAGGAUUUUUGUAUAUGAAGCGAUGCGAUCCGAAAUCGGAAGAGCAGCAAUGGAAUUGGCAGACGGUUGAUGAGAAACUGCUUGAAGAGCGACAAGCGAAUGAGCCUAAGGAAUUUGAAUAA
Messenger RNA from Caenorhabditis bovis, 1869 nucleotides. The record is from the annotation of a GenBank genome assembly. NCBI's taxonomy places the organism in Eukaryota, Metazoa, Nematoda, Chromadorea, Rhabditida, Rhabditidae.